Dibothriocephalus latus is the source of this 714-nucleotide messenger RNA. The record is from the annotation of a GenBank genome assembly. NCBI's taxonomy places the organism in Eukaryota, Metazoa, Platyhelminthes, Cestoda, Diphyllobothriidea, Diphyllobothriidae.
UCCUUACAGCACCAACUGGGCUGUCCCCUUUCGCUGUUGUGUAAACUCAUCCUUGCGCACUGGAAGCAGCGUCUUCUGGAUCCUCCUCCCUCCUCCUCAAGACACCGUUUGUUGGACGAAGUUGUAUUCUCCGGGCCUGUUCGGAAGUGCUGUGCUCUCCUUACUGAGGUCUACUCCACCCUCAUUACAUUGGGAGUGAGCCCCACCAAAUGGUUGUUUCGCCUUUCUUCAUCUACGACCGGUCAGCGUCUCACAGCUAUCUGUCUCGCCGCCCUGGGUCAGUUAAUGCAGACCCUGCAAGGUCUGCUUCUGGAGCACGGCGACGAUGCCUUCCAAUCCUUCACGGAUCGCGUGCCCGCCUUCUUCUGUGUUAUUUCCAACCUCUCACGAUGGUGCAGGCACUCAUCGCAGCCGAUGGAAGGGGGGAACACCUCGAUGGCGCUAUCGGCGGCCUGUCUUCUACACCCAAAGCUUGUGGAAGAGUUGAACGACUUUGAUAGCAGCAUGGCCGCGCCUGUUCCCUCCUGCCCUACUCUCGAUGAAGCAACGCGACGUGAUCUCAUUUACCGUCUGUUCCGUCUUGGAGCCCUCAACUUUGAAGGUGUCCAAUUAAAGACUGGUGAAAUCUCACCCGUCUACUUUGACAUUCGUCUGACCAUGUCAGAUCCCGCUCUCCUGGUAAAUUCCAUUAGUUAUUGGACUAAAUACCACUGA